Molecule: messenger RNA, 2487 nt
Organism: Polyodon spathula (Mississippi paddlefish)
Lineage: Eukaryota; Metazoa; Chordata; Actinopteri; Acipenseriformes; Polyodontidae
Product: protein disulfide-isomerase A6-like
Exons: 13
Coding region: 132-1460 (442 amino acids)
Biological process (GO): response to endoplasmic reticulum stress
Cellular component (GO): endoplasmic reticulum lumen
Molecular function (GO): protein disulfide isomerase activity; protein-disulfide reductase activity
Source: RefSeq, a predicted model, not a curated record
AGUAUGAAACAGGCCAAUCAGAGGCCGACACGGCGAGGGUUAGUGUCUUUUUUGAGCCUAAGACUUCUUCGUGCGUAAGUGGCACUAGCACAAGGAACAGAGAGCUGAUUCGGGAAGAGAUAGGUUUGCGGAUGGUGGUAGCAUCAAACAUGAAAAACUUAAUAGGUACGGUGGCCUGUACGUUGUUUCUGACUGUGAAUGGUUUUUACUCGUCAAGUGAUGAUGUUGUUGAAUUAACUCCGGCAAACUUCAACAGAGAAGUUUUACAGAGCGACAGCUUAUGGCUGAUAGAGUUCUAUGCUCCGUGGUGUGGCCAUUGUCAAAGCCUCACACCACACUGGAAGAAGGCAGCCACAGCUUUAAAAGGAGUAGUCAAAGUUGGUGCAGUGGAUGCAGAUCAGCACAAGUCUCUGGGUAGUCAGUAUGGCAUUCGGGGGUUUCCUACAAUCAAAAUCUUUGGGUCCAAUAAGAACAAAGCAGAGGAUUAUCAAGGUGCAAGGAGCAGCCAAGCCAUUGUUGAUUCAGCCCUGAAUUCCCUCCGAUCCAUGGUCAAGGAAAGGCUUGAUGGGAAAAGCAGUGGCUCUGAUCAAGGAAGACAGAGCAGUGGAGGCAGGAAAGAUGUCGUUGAUCUGACCGAUGAUGACUUUGAUAAAAAGGUUUUGAACAGUGAUGACAUCUGGUUGGUGGAGUUCUAUGCACCUUGGUGUGGUCAUUGUAAAAACCUUGAACCAGUGUGGGCAGCGGCAGCAACUGAAGUGAAAGAACAAACAAAAGGCAAAGUGAAGCUUGGAGCAGUAGAUGCAACAGUGCAUCAGAUGCUAGCUAGCCGAUAUGGGAUUCAAGGAUUUCCUACUAUUAAAGUUUUCCGUAAAGGAGAGCAGCCAGAGGACUACGAAGGUGGACGAUCCAAAGCUGACAUUGUUGCUCGUGCUCUUGAUCUGUACUCGGACAAUGCAGCACCACCUGAGCUGCUGGAGAUCCUUAAUGGAGACAUUUUGAAGAAGACCUGUGAAGAUUAUCAGCUCUGCAUCAUUGCGGCUCUGCCUCACAUCCUCGACACAGGAGCUGCUGGCAGAAAUGCCUACCUGGAAGUAAUGAUGAAAAUGGCUGAAAAAUACAAGAAAAAGAUGUGGGGGUGGCUGUGGACAGAGGCUGGAGUUCAGAUGGAUCUUGAGCAGUCCCUGGGGAUUGGAGGCUUUGGAUAUCCAGCCAUGGCAGCGAUCAACUAUAGAAAAAUGAAAUUUGCCCUUUUGAAAGGGUCCUUCAGUGAACAGGGAAUUCAUGAGUUUCUGAGGGAUCUUUCAAUGGGUCGUGGAUCUACAGCUACUGUGGGUGGAGGCACUCUUCCAAACAUUAAUUCAGUCGAGCCUUGGGAUGGCAAAGAUGGAGAGCUUCCUGUAGAAGAUGACAUUGACUUGAGUGACGUGGAGCUGGAUGAUCUUGGAAGAGAUGAGUUAUGAGAAUACCAAGUCCGAUAUAUAUAUUUUUUUUUAAUUAUUACUCACUUAUUGAUAAGAAAACAGACCAAACUCCCUUUUAUCAUCUUUCAGUCAAACCGAUUAGUCGGCCAUUGAAAAACAUUUUUGCACUUGCUUCCAUCUUGCAGAAUUUGUUUUUAGUUUUUUGUUAAAGAUAAAGAAUACUACAGUUCUAUAGAGAGUACUGUCCACUUGUUCAAGAAGCAGCACUUUCUAAUAUUCUCAUAAAUUGGCUUAUGAAUCCAGUUUAUUGAACACAGUUUGGCUGCAUGACAAACAUCCUUCUUGCAUUCGUCUAAAUUCUCCAGCCAUUACUUUAUACUGACAUUUUUAUUUUCUAGUACUAGGCCUCACAGUUGAAUGUGUUCUUUCCAAUUUUAAUAUGUGGUCACUAAAAGACAGCAGGGAGUUGGAGUAUUCUUGUACAUUUGUUACACGGCCGUCAACUCUGUGAAAAAAAUACAUUUAUUUUUUGAGGGGGGGUUGUUUGUUUUGCAUUUGUGAUUGUUUGAUGGGUUGGGGGGGGAGUCUUGUCAUGGUAACAGAUAAGGUUGGCACUGACAUUAAGAAUUAAAUAGGCUGGUUGGUGGAAGUGCUUGCCAGGUUUCUCCAUAGUGGAGAUGGAUGGCCCAAGUAGCUGGUUAAGCUUUCAGAGAAGCCAUAGAAACAAUCCGUGGUCUGAGGGUGUGUGAGAAUGGAACAAAGUUAAGAGUAAAAAUAUACAUUUUGCUUGCUGUGUCCACUCAACAAAUAUUUAGUUGAUUUGUAUUGUCUUAGGCUCACCACAGACAGGUGACAGUUUACUAUUUGCAAUUGUGUACCCUUGAAAAAAAUUGCUGUAAAAUAAAGACCUGGAACAUACAUUUUAUUAAGACUGACUGUCAGAUUAUAUUGGGGAUUUGCCCAACAAACCUGUUUUAUGUUUUCAAAGUCAGGCACAUACGUUACAUUUGCUAGUUGCUUUUUGCUAUUUCAAUUUGGUCUGGGAAUAAAAAUGAGUAACUUGUGA